AUGGCAAAAACUAAAGUUGCCUUUUUGUGCUUAGUUUUGCUCAGCUUUUCAUAUGCCUCAAACGAUUACGGAUUUUCAGAAGAAGAGGUUUCAGCUUUUACAAACCCUUAUGUAGUCACUAGCGUUGUUUCUAACACAGGUGGCGUUACUGUUCAAGCUCAAUAUCAAGCACCAGCUGAUUUAGAGACUCCAGCUUCAGAGCAAAUCAUAACUAACCUCGCAAUCACCAUCCAAUACGAUAACCCAUAUCGUGUGCGUUUUACAAUGACUGAUGCAAACAACGCCCGCUGGCAAGUCCCUAAUGCAAUUCCAUCCUAUACUCCAUCUGGGGCAGGAAGCUUCUACUCCUUGGCUCCAAUCGUAGUUGGUCAGCCUCUCUCUAUAAAAAUCACAAGGACAACUGAUAAUAAGGUGGUAUUUUUCCUAAAUCCAUCGCAGCCUUUUGGAUACAACAAUCAAGACAUCGGCUUUGCAAAUUGGUUAGGAUACCCAAUUAAAGUUAUGGGACUAGGUGAAAGAAUUUCUUCUUUUGUCUUAGCCCAAGGCUCUUAUACCCUUUAUGCUCGUGAUAGAGGCUCUCCAAUUGACACAGGUGACACUCCAGAUUCUAACAUGUACAGCUCUCAACCAUUUUACCUCGCAGUUGAUAAUCAGUUAGCCGCUCAUGGUGGGCUAUUCUUGAACUCUAACGCAAUGACUGCCUUUGUAGGGAGCAACUUUGUAGGAUUUAGAACAACCGGUGGGAUCAUUGACUUCUUCCUAUUUAUAGGUCCUCAGCCAGCUGAUGUAAUCAAUCAAUACCACGAUUUGAUAGGCUACCCAACACUAGUCCCUUGGUGGGGUUUAGGCUGGCAUCAGUGCAGAUAUGGAUUUCAGAAUAUCUCAGUGGUUUCUAGCGUAACUACUUCAUAUACAACUUACAAUCUUCCAUUGGAUGCGAUGUGGAUUGAUAUUGACUACAUGAACCAAUAUCAAGAUUUUACUCUUGACCCAGUCAACUUCCCACAAGCCAGCUUCACCACAUGGGUCACAAACUUGAAAGCCGCAAACAAGCACUUUGUCCCUAUCGUAGAUGCUGGAAUUGCUCAGAGCGCCGGCUAUUCUGUGUACAAUUCUGGACUUAAUCCUAAUGUGUACAUCACCUCAGCUUACAAGAAUGUUCCUACCACAGGAGUAGUUUGGCCUGGAGUUUCAGUCUUUGUGGACUGGUUUAACCCUAAUGCAAAUGCUUUUUGGACAGGCCAACUGACUAAGUUCAAUACCUUGACUUCAUUUUCAGGGAUCUGGAUAGAUAUGAAUGAAGCUAGUAACUUUGUGAAUGGAGAGCCAGGCCACCCUCCUUCUCAAAUCACAAACUUAACGAUGCCUUAUACCCCUGGCCAAGAUGUGAAUGACAAUUCAAUAGAUGUGGCUUCAAUACACUAUGGAGGAAUUCUUGAGUACAACGUCCACAGUUUGUUUGGAUUCGGCGAGACAAUGGCUACUUAUCAAUACUUUAAAGGACUUAAUUUGAGGCCUUUCAUAAUUACCAGGAGCUCAUUCGUAGGAACUGGAAGAUAUGCUGGGAAAUGGACUGGUGACAACUUCUCACAGUGGAGCUUCUUACUCCCCCUCAUGAGCGAAAAAAAACGUUAGAAAAAACCCUAUUUUUGCCCAAAAACCCACCCUCCGUAAGCGAACAAAAAUUUUUUAUGGGAAAAAUUUUGAUAUAUAAGUGAUAACCAGUAUCAUGAAAUCUCGAGCUAAUUCUGUUUAAUUUUACACAAAUUGCGUUUUAAAACAUAAAUUUUACAAAUUAAAUUAAUAUUUGCUUUCCAAUUUUCGAGAAGUGGGAUUUUUUUUUAAUUCCGAAAAAAAAAAUUUUCUUUAAAAUUUAUAUUUAAAAAAAAAUUAAUUAACCACCCCCCGUGAGCGAACAAAAUUUUUUUGUUCGCUCACAGAGGGGUUGGAGUUAGCAUACUCAAUUACUGGUCUCUUCGACUUAGGAAUGUUUGGAAUUCCAUUCGCUGGAGCUGAUAUCUGUGGCUUCCAAGGCAACACCAAUGAAGAAUUGUGCUCCAGAUGGAUGCAAUUAGGAACCUUAUAUCCUUUCUCAAGAAAUCACAACGCAAAAGGUUCAGUUGAUCAGUAUCCUUGGUCAUUUGGCAGCACUCUUUUGCAGACCUCAAACAUCGCUAUUCGAACUAAAUACUCUCUAUUACUCCACUUUGCUACUGGAAUGUUCAGAGUAUCUCUUAUGGGAGGAAUGCAUUUCAGACCAGCAUUUUUCGACUAUCCCAACGAUAUCAACUUGCUUAAUAACGCUACCUCUCAUUUCAUGCUUGGUGAAGGACUUAUAGUUCAUCCUUGUCUCUGGCCAGGUGUAACUGGCUCUACAUCAUAUUUCCCAUAUGAUCUUUGGUAUGACUUCUACCAAGGAACUUACAUGCAAUUGAACUAUUACAACAGCGCUUAUUUAAAUAUGACAUUACCUGGCCCGAUCCCAAUUCAUAUUAAAGGAGGGUACAUUGUUCCUACUUUAGACAAUUCAAACACAGCUCUUGAUACUAUAUCAUUGAGGAAGUCUCCAAUUACGCUAGUAGUUGCAUUAAAUGGAGCAUUCCAAGCUGAUGGGCACGCAGUGUUUGAUGAUGGACUUUCAAUCAACAGCCUAAGUGGAAACCUAUAUACAAUGAUUAAUUAUCAUUAUCAAUAUGUCAAUGCUACAACUGAUACCUUGAUCAUUCAACCAACAAUAAGUGGGUAUACAAGAGCUAAUGGAGAAUUCCCAUAUAUUUCAAAUAUUAUUAUAUAUGGAUGCGUUGAAGGAAUAAGAAAUGUAUUUUACACCACGACUGCGUUUUCAGGCCAGCUAAACCCAGUAUUUUUGCUUUGGAAUCCUAAUACCUCAGUAUGCAAGAUUAUCCUUUCAUCUUCUAGGCAGCUUGUGCUUCCUGACAUGGCAGGGCAGCUAACCAUCAACUUUUAUCUCUAA
Messenger RNA from Blepharisma stoltei, 2974 nucleotides. The record is from the annotation of a GenBank genome assembly. Lineage: Eukaryota; Ciliophora; Heterotrichea; Heterotrichida; Blepharismidae.